AUGGAGAAGAAGAGCAUUCAUGACAUCCUCCCUCUUGAGUUGAUUCACAGAAUCUUACUAAGAGUGCCGGCCAGCCAUCUCUUUCGCCUCAGGCUUCCCGACAGUGCCCGUCUGUAUGGAUUUGGAUAUGAUGCAUCCCGGGAUGAUUACUUAGUUGUUGCAGCUUGGAGCGAGCGGCAAAGACAAGAUCACUUGGAUUGCUUGUCCUUGAGAACCAAUUCCUGGAUUCAUCUUGAUGCUGCACUCCCCAAACCCUUGCAUGUUUUUCAGCGCACGUCCGCUGGGUUAUUCUUGAAUGGUGCUAUUCAUUGGGUGCCUUUGCCUAUUAAAGAUCACAGGGAUGCUAUUCUUAUCUUUGAUCUGAAGGAAAGGACUUUUUCAACCAUGUCUGAGCCGGAACUGGCAUGCUCCUAUGAGUCCUAUCCAGGUCUCGCCCUACUAGGGGGAUGCCUAGCCUUGUUUUAUCACAGUCGUGAUAGCUGUAGCACUGACAUAUGGGUGAUGAAAGAAUAUAAAGUGCACUCAUCUUGGACUCUCUAUCAGAUUCCUUUUCUUUUCUUUCAGCCUCUGUGCUUAUUCAAUAAUGGUGGUAUUAUUGGAGAAAUAAUUCUUUCGGAUAAAAUAAAAAAGAUAAAGUUUCUCAUGUAUAAUGUGGGAGAAGAGCUGCUCCCACGUGUUAAAUAUCUUUGUUGUGGGCUUAACAUCGGUGCAACCGAAGUUAUGUAUACAGAGAGUCUCCUGCCACUCCCUAGUGAUAUUAAGGAUAAGGAUAAUAGGAACAUGAUGAAAAACAGGAAGAGGAAGGAAAACGGUUCUAAUCAACUGUGA
This is a messenger RNA of Arachis stenosperma, 828 nucleotides long. Its product is annotated as F-box/kelch-repeat protein At3g06240-like. The record is from RefSeq and is a predicted model, not a curated record. The transcript is spliced from 3 exons. The coding region runs from base 1 to 828 and encodes 275 amino acids. Lineage: Eukaryota; Viridiplantae; Streptophyta; Magnoliopsida; Fabales; Fabaceae.